UUAAUAAAAAUUGUUGUGCAAAGUUUAUUAGAAUAUAAAAAAAAGUAAAUAGACAAAUCUAUUCUUGGGAAAAGUGUAAUUAUGCACAAGCAAUUAUUGAACUCUUCCCAAAUUUAAAAAACUGUGAAGGUGAUCUUGGCUAUGAACACUUUUAUAAUCCUAAAACUGGGACUGGAUAUAUUGCUUCACGUUUAUCAAAUGUACAACGAAAGGGAAGCAUCUCAAAAGUAAUUGUGGAUAACAAACAAAAAGAAAAUAUUGAUAAUAAUAUAACAACUGAGUCUGUUGAUGAAUCGGACAUCAUUAAAGAUUCAAUCAAUUUUAUGAAACAUGCAACAUUAGAACAGAAAGACCAGAUUAUAGAGAAAACUAAAAAAACUUUUAAAGUUCGUCGAUAUUUAUAUUUAAAUGAGAAUUUUUUUAACGUAUUUCCAAGAUUUUUGGAUAUGCCUGAACUGAUUGGUGUAGAAUUUAAUCUACUUUUUUCUGAAAUUGAUCCAGAUAGAUUUUGUAAGAUAUAUCCACAAUAUAUCGAUGCUAUUUUGUCAGUUUUUGAAACUAAAAAAAAUAAAAUUCCUCUUGAAUGGAAUCUUAUUACUAACUCAUUUAUUGCCUUGGCACUAUUAUUACCACCAACAGCAAGAGGAAAAAAAUUAGCUACAAGAGAUAAAACAAAUAAUAUAAUUAGAAAAUUGAUUGUUUUUGUACAGAAUGGGACACCCUUGCGUUCAAAUGAAAACGUAAAUCAACCAAGAAUUAUUGUUGUUGGUCCUAAUAAAAUAGCACCUGAACAAUAUUUUCUUAAAAUGGACAGGAAAUUUAUUUUAUUACCAACGAACGAUAUUAUUAAAUCAAUUGAUUACCUUUUCAAGGCUCACUAUGCUUUUCAUGUAGAAUUUGAGAACGAUCUUAAAAAUUUUUGGAUUUUUCUGCAACACUAUUUCUACACGAUUCCAAGUAAAUGUACGAGUAAAGUGAUUGAAGUACACACGAAACUUGAGGUAACAAAAUCAAAUUAUUGUUAAAUUAAAGGUACUA
Molecule: messenger RNA, 1038 nt
Organism: Nylanderia fulva
Lineage: Eukaryota; Metazoa; Arthropoda; Insecta; Hymenoptera; Formicidae
Source: RefSeq, a predicted model, not a curated record